GAAAGCGAGUGAACACAGGCCUGCAGACUUCCCUACGUGGUCACACACAUGAGACAGAAAAUGGAUAAUGAAAAAAAUGAUCCUUCCUGCAAGUCCUCAGACCUCAAAAUAUCCAACAUCUCCAUCCAGGUGGUCAGUGUCCCAGGGAAGCUACCAGGGAGAAGACCACCUCGAAAACCCAUUGGCAAACCCAGGCCCCGCAAGCAGCCCAAGAAGAGAGCUCCCUUUUGGAAUGUUCAAAAUAAGAUUAUUCUCUUCACAGCGUUUUUAUUCAUUCUGGCAGUCACAGCCUGGACACUUCUAUGGCUCUACAUCAGUAAGACUGAGAGCAAAGAUGCUUUUUAUUUUGUUGGAAUGUUCCGCAUCACCAACAUUGAGUUCCUUCCUGAGUACCGGCAGAAGGAGUCUAGGGAAUUUCUCUCCAUGGCAAAAACAGUACAGCAAGUGGUAAACCUUGUUUAUACAACAUCUGCUUUCUCCAAAUUUUAUAAGCAGUCUGUGGUUGCAGAUGUCAGCAGUAACAACAAAGGCGGUCUCCUGGUCCACUUUUGGAUUGUGUUUGUUAUGCCACAUGCCAAGGGCCACAUCUUCUGUGAGGAGUGUGUGGCGGCCAUCUUGAAGGACUCCAUCCAAACCAGUAUCAUAAACCGCACCUCUGUGGGAAGCUUGCAGGGUCUAGCUGUGGAUAUGGACUCUGUGGUAUUAAAUGCUGGGCUCCGGUCAGAUUACUCUUCAGCUGUAGGAUCUGACAACGGCUGCUCCCGGUACUUGUAUGCAGAUCAUCUGACCCUCCGCUACCCUCUGGAGAUUUCCGCAACCUCGGGACAACUAAUGUGUCACUUCAAGUUGGUGGCCAUCGUGGGUUAUCUGAUUCGUCUCUCUAUUGAGUCCAUCCAAUUGGAAGCUGACAACUGUAUCACCGACUCCCUGACUGUUUAUGACUCCCUCUUGCCAAUCCGGAGUGCCAUUCUAUACAGAAUCUGUGAACCCACAAGAACACUAAUGUCCUUCGUUUCUACAAAUAAUCUCAUGUUGGUGACACUGAAGUCUCCUUAUGUGCGAAGGCUGGCAGGGAUCCGAGCAUAUUUUGAAGUCAUUCCAGAACAAAAAUGUGAAAGCACAAUACUGGUCAAGGAAAUCAACAGCUUUGAGGGGAAAAUCUCAAGUCCGUAUUACCCAAGUUACUAUCCUCCGAAAUGCAAGUGCACCUGGACAUUUCAGACUUCCCUAUCAACUCUCGGUAUAGCCCUGAAAUUCUACAACUAUUCCAUAACUAAGAAGAGCGCGAAAGGCUGUGAGCACGGCUGGUGGGAGAUUAAUGAACACAUGUACUGCGGCUCCUACAUGGAUCAUGAGACCAUUUUCCGGGUGCCCAGCCCCCUGGUCCACAUCCAGCUCCAAUGCAGUUCCAGGCUUUCAGACAAGCCACUCUUGGUAGAAUAUGGUGGUUACAACAUCAGUCAACCUUGUCCUGCUGGAUCUUUUAGAUGCUCCUCCGGUUUGUGUGUCCCUCAGGCCCAGCGCUGUGAUGGAGUGAAUGACUGUUUCGACGAAAGUGAUGAACUUUUCUGUGUGACUGUAAAACCUGCCUGCAACAGCAGCAUCUUCCGGCAGCAUGGCCCUCUGGUCUGUGAUGGCUUCCGGGACUGCGAGGAUGGCCAGGACGAGCAAAACUGCACUAGAAGCAUCCCAUGCACCAGCAGGACCUUUAAAUGUGGCAAUGACAUUUGCUUCAGGAAGCAAAAUGCGCAAUGUGAUGGUAUAGUGGACUGUCCGGAUGGAAGUGACGAGGAAGGCUGCGGCUGUAGCAGGAGUUCUUCCUUCCUUCACCGAAUCGUUGGGGGUUCUGACUCCCAGGAGGGGACCUGGCCAUGGCAGGUCAGCCUCCACUUUGUUGGAUCAGCCUACUGUGGUGCCUCAGUCAUCUCCAGGGAGUGGCUUCUCUCUGCAGCCCAUUGUUUCCAUGGAAACAGGCUGUCUGACCCCACGCCAUGGACUGCUCACCUUGGGAUGUAUGUGCAAGGGAAUGCCAAGUUUGUCUCUCCAGUGAGAAGGAUUGUGGUCCAUGAAUACUACAACAGCCAGACUUUUGACUAUGACAUUGCCUUGCUGCAGCUCAGCAUAGCCUGGCCUGAAACCCUGAAACAGCUCAUUCAACCAAUAUGCAUUCCUCCAGCAGGCCAGAAAGUGCGCAGUGGGGAGAAGUGCUGGGUGACUGGCUGGGGGAGGAGGCAUGAAACAGAUAGUAAGGGUUCCCCGGUUUUGCAGCAAGCGGAGGUAGAGCUCAUAGAUCAAACCGUCUGUGUUUCCACCUAUGGGAUCAUCACCUCGCGGAUGCUCUGUGCAGGGGUUAUGUCUGGCAAGAGCGACGCCUGCAAAGGAGACUCAGGAGGACCUUUGUCUUGUCGAAGAAAGAGUGAUGGAAAAUGGAUUCUGACCGGCAUUGUUAGCUGGGGACAUGGAUGUGGAAGACCCAAUUUUCCUGGAGUUUACACAAGGGUGUCAAACUUUGUCCCCUGGAUUCAUAAGUAUGUCCCUUCUCUUUUGUAACUCUAACAGAUGGAUUGUUAACUGUGACUUAUAUGAGGAUAGAUCCUUGGAAAAGAAUGUAAGUAUUAUCAAUAAAAUUAAUCAUUUUU
Messenger RNA from Mus caroli (Ryukyu mouse), 2639 nucleotides. RefSeq names its product transmembrane serine protease 7 (gene Tmprss7). The record is from RefSeq and is a predicted model, not a curated record. Gene Ontology annotation, molecular function: serine-type endopeptidase activity; protein binding. NCBI's taxonomy places the organism in Eukaryota, Metazoa, Chordata, Mammalia, Rodentia, Muridae. Gene Ontology annotation, biological process: proteolysis.